AUGAUUGAUUACAUUCUCUAUCAAGGAGAGCUUAGAUAUGCUUUUAGGGAUGUGAAGGUCAUAAGGGGAGCAGAACUGGACACUGACCACAAACUUCUGGUUGCGGACACAGGUAUUAGAGAAAGAAAGGUUUGCAGACAGAAAGCAUACAGGAGAAUAAAGCAUGAAGAGUUGAGACUUGCUGAAAAUAGAGAAAAAUAUAAAGUAGAGCUCUCAAAUCGGAUUGAAAAUUUGCAAAAUGCUGAAGAUAUGCAAAAUAAUGUUGAUUUUAUUUGGAGUGAAUUGAAAGAAGUUAUUAUGGGUGCUGCUGAGGAGGUAUGUGGCCAGAAAGUAGUAGGAAGGUUUAAGAGAAGAACUAGAUGGUGGUCAGAAGAAGUCAAGAUGAAAGUUAGAGAGAAGAAGAAAGCAUACAAGAAAUUUAUAGGCUCUAAGAGACAGGAGGAUUACAGAAUCUACGUUGAAAAACGGAAUGUUGCCAAGAGAACUGUCAAAUUAGCAAAAAUCGAAUCCUGGGAAAAUUUUGGCAGAGAUCUACAAAAUUUGCAUGGACGGGAAAAUGGGCGAGCUUUCUGGAGAACGGUGAAACAGCUGAGAGGAAAAUUUGGAAAGCAGACUAGAUCAAUAGUGGAUGAAAAUGGAAGGUUGGUGUCACAGUUGGAGGAAGUGAUGGAGAGAUGGAGAAGGUACUACGAAAAUAAGUUCCAAAGAAAUGAGAAUGAAACAGGGUUUGACCAAGAUGAGCAUCAGCAAAUGAUGGAUGAUUGA
Nilaparvata lugens (brown planthopper) is the source of this 765-nucleotide messenger RNA. RefSeq lists its product as uncharacterized. NCBI's taxonomy places the organism in Eukaryota, Metazoa, Arthropoda, Insecta, Hemiptera, Delphacidae. The record is from RefSeq and is a predicted model, not a curated record. The transcript has a single exon. Bases 1 to 765 code for a protein of 254 amino acids.